CCGGCUAGAGGAGGCAGCACAGUAGGAGGUUAGAAGAGAGGACACUGGCAAGAGAGCAGCCUCCCCCGACACCAUGGACAGCUCCCAUUAACUCUGGCAUCUCUUCACCCUUGUGUACUGGGGCUUCAAACUGUGAUUUCAGCAGCCAUUCUCCAAGGGAUACUGAACUUUCAGUGUUGGGAUCAGCAGCCCCUCUGAACAUGACACUUCUGGAACGGUCUGUGGGAGUGGAGGACCUAGUCCUCCUGGAACCCCUGGAGGAAAAGUCUCUGCUCCAGAACCUCCAGCUGCGCUAUCAAAACAAGGAGAUCUACACCUACAUUGGGAAUGUGCUGAUCUCAGUGAAUCCCUACCAACAGCUGCCUAUCUAUGGCCCAGAGUUCAUUGCCACAUACCGGGACUACACGUUCUAUGAGCAGAAGCCCCACAUCUAUGCAUUGGCGAAUAUGGCGUAUCAGUCACUGAGGGACCUGGACCGGGAUCAGUGUCUCCUCAUUACUGGCGAGAGUGGAGCUGGGAAGACAGAGGCCAGUAAGCUGGUGAUGUCGUAUGUGGCGGCUGUCUGCGAGAAAGGAGAGCAGGUAAACUCUGUGAAGGAGCAGCUGCUGCAGUCCAACCCAGUGCUGGAAGCUUUUGGCAAUGCUAAGACCAUUCGAAACAACAACUCCUCUCGAUUUGGAAAAUACAUGGAUGUUGAGUUUGACUUCAAAGGCUCCCCCCUCGGUGGUGUCAUCACAAACUACCUGCUUGAGAAAUCCCGAGUUGUGAAGCAGCUAGAAGGAGAGAGGAACUUCCACAUCUUCUAUCAGCUGCUGGCUGGAGCAGAUGCCCAGCUGAUGAAGGCUCUGAAGCUCGAGCCAGAUGUGAGCAGCUAUGCCUAUCUGAACCCCAAAGUGUCCCGAGUGGAUGGUAUGGAUGAUGCUUCCAACUUCAAGGCUGUCCAGAAUGCAAUGGCUGUGAUUGGGUUCUCAGAGGAAGAGAUUCGCAGGGUGCUAGAGGUGACGGCCCUGGUGUUGAAGCUGGGGAAUGUGAAGCUGAGGGACGAGUUUCAGGCCAGUGGGGUCUCAGCAAGUGGCAUCCUCGAUGGGAAAGCUCUCCAGGAGAUUGGGGAAAUGGUGGGCUUGAAUUCAAAUGAUAUAGAGAAAGCUCUGUGCUCAAGGACCAUGGAAACAGCCAAAGAAAAAGUGGUGACUGCACUGAAUGUCAUCCAGGCUCACUAUGCACGGGAUGCUCUGGCUAAGAACAUCUAUAGUCGCCUUUUCAACUGGAUAGUGAACCGAAUCAAUGAUAGCAUCAAGGUCAACACUAAGGAAGAGAAGAAGGUGAUGGGAGUCCUGGAUAUCUAUGGCUUUGAGAUAUUGGAGGACAACAGCUUUGAGCAAUUUGUGAUCAACUACUGUAACGAGAAGCUGCAGCAAGUGUUCAUAGAAAUGACACUGAAGGAAGAACAGGAAGAGUACAAAAGAGAGGGUAUUCCGUGGACCAAGGUGGACUACUUUGAUAAUGGCAUCAUCUGUAAUCUCAUUGAACAUAAUCAGCGAGGCAUUCUGGCCAUGCUGGACGAGGAGUGCCUGCGGCCUGGAGUGGUCAGUGACUCCACCUUUCUGGCGAAGCUCAACCAGCUCUUCUCCAAGCACAGCCAUUAUGAGAGUAAGGUCACCCAGAAUGCCCAGCGCCAGUAUGACCACACCAUGGGACUCAGCUGCUUCCGCAUCUGCCACUACGCAGGCAAGGUGACAUAUAGUGUGACCAGCUUCAUUGACAAAAACAAUGACCUACUCUUCCGGGACUUGUCUCAAGUCAUGUGGAAGGCGCAGCACCCCCUCCUUCGGUCCUUGUUCCCUGAGGGGGAUCCCAAACAGGCAUCUCUCAAGCGUCCACCCACUGCUGGUACCCAGUUCAAGAAUUCUGUGUCCAUCCUUAUGAAGAACCUGUAUGCCAAGAACCCCAACUACAUCAGGUGUAUAAAACCCAAUGAGCAGCAGCAGCGAGGCCUGUUCUCAUCAGAGCUGGUUGCAGUCCAGGCUCGGUACCUGGGCUUGCUGGAGAACGUGAGGGUGCGGCGGGCAGGCUACGCUUUCCGCCAGGGCUAUGGGCCAUUUCUGGAAAGGUACCGGCUGCUGAGCAAGAGCACGUGGCCUCACUGGAAUGGGGGAGACCGGGAGGGAGUGGAGAAGCUCCUGGGGGAGCUGAGCUUGUCCCCAGAGGAGAUGACCUACGGGAAGACGAAGAUCUUCAUCCGAAGCCCCAAGACCCUUUUCUUCUUGGAGGAGCAGAGACGCUUGCGGCUUCAGCAGCUGGCUACACUCAUACAGAAGAUCUACCGGGGCUGGCGCUGCCGCACCCACUACCAGCAGAUGCGCAAGAGCCAGAUCCUCAUUUCCUCUUGGUUUCGGGGCAACAUGCAAAAGAAGCGCUAUGGGAAGAUGAAGGCGUCAGCAUUGCUGAUCCAGGCAUUUGUGAGAGGGUGGAAGGCCCGCAAGGAUUAUCGUAAAUACUUCCGGUCAGGGGCUGCCCUCACCUUGGCAAAUUUCAUCUACAAGAGCAUUGCACAGAAAUUUCUACUGGGGUUGAAGAACAAUUUGCCACCCCACAAUGUUUUGGACAAAACAUGGCCAGCUGCCCCUUACAAGUACUUCAACACAGCUAAUCGGGAGCUACGAAAGCUCUUCCACCAAUGGAAGUGCAAGAAGUUCCGGGACCGGCUGUCCCCAAAGCAAGUAGAGAGCCUGAGGGAGAAGGUCUGUGCCAGUGAACUGUUCAAGGACAAGAAGGCUUCAUAUCCACAGAGUGUCCCUGUGCCAUUCCAAGGAGACUACAUUGGGCUGCAAAGAAACCCCAAGCUACAGAAGCUAAAGGGUGGGGAGGAAGGGCCUGUUCUGCUGGCAGACACCGUGAAGAAGGUUAAUCGUGGCAACGGCAAGACUUCUUCUCGGAUUCUCCUCCUGACCAAGAGGCAUGUGAUUCUCACAGACACUAAGAAGUCUCAAACCAAAACUGUCAUUGGACUGGACAGUGUGGCUGGGGUGUCAGUCACCAGCCUCAGGGAUGGGCUCUUCGGCUUGCAUCUGACUGAGCUAUCAUCAGUGGGCUCCAAGGGGGACUUCCUGCUGAUCAGCGAGCAUGUGGUUGAACUGCUGACCAAAAUGUACCAGGCCAUUCUGGAGACCACACAGAAGCAGCUUCCAAUCACUGUGACUGAGAAGUUCUCAGUCAAGUUCAAGGAUGGCAGUGUGUCUGUCAAGGUCAUCCAGGGCCCUGGGGAUGGUGAAAAAGGCAAGCUGAACUGCAAGAAGAAGGGAAGUCAGGGCCUGGAAGUGACUGUGUAGUGAGGAAGUGGAGGGCCACUCACAGACAGCAUCCUCCCCACUACCAACUGGAGGACCUGAUGUGUCACCCCUCUGCAGUGAGGCCUGGAGAUGGGACAGCCCUUGAAGACAACCUUUCUCUAGCAAACCUUUCCAGUCCUUGCCUCUAAACUUUUCUCUCCCAGUU
Molecule: messenger RNA, 3495 nt
Organism: Erinaceus europaeus (western European hedgehog)
Lineage: Eukaryota; Metazoa; Chordata; Mammalia; Eulipotyphla; Erinaceidae
Gene: MYO1A
Product: myosin IA
Exons: 28
Coding region: 201-3329 (1042 amino acids)
Biological process (GO): sensory perception of sound; actin filament organization; vesicle transport along actin filament
Cellular component (GO): microvillus; actin cytoskeleton; brush border
Molecular function (GO): microfilament motor activity; actin filament binding; ATP binding
Source: RefSeq, a predicted model, not a curated record